This is a messenger RNA of Phaeodactylum tricornutum CCAP 1055/1, 1484 nucleotides long. It is a transcript of the gene EPSPsy, whose product is annotated as 3-phosphoshikimate 1-carboxyvinyltransferase. Gene Ontology annotation, biological process: chorismate biosynthetic process; aromatic amino acid biosynthetic process. The transcript has a single exon. Lineage: Eukaryota; Bacillariophyta; Bacillariophyceae; Surirellales; Neidiaceae. Gene Ontology annotation, molecular function: 3-phosphoshikimate 1-carboxyvinyltransferase activity. The coding region runs from base 33 to 1484 and encodes 483 amino acids. The record is from RefSeq and is a predicted model, not a curated record.
CUCUGGUGACGGUUGCUCCGACACUUUCUACCAUGGUUCAGAUUCAGUCGCUUACUCCGGUGGUGCUUAUCUUGUCGGCCCUCGCAGGAGCACAGGCGUUUACGACAGACCGAUUCGGCUCAAUGAGAUCGUCUCCAUUGGCGCUAGCUACGACUACUGGCGCUACCGAGACCUUAACUGUCAAGCCGAUCAAGAGUCUUGAUGGAACGGUGACCCUCCCUGGUUCCAAAUCUCUGAGCAACCGCUGCCUUUUGCUGGCUGCCUUGAGCGAAGGCAAGACGCGUGUCAACAAUCUUUUGGAUUCCGACGACAUUUGUUACAUGCUGCAAGCCUUGGAACAACUCGCGGUUCCUGUGGAACGCCAUUCUGAUGAUUCUGUAACGGUAACGGGAAAGGCCGGUCCGAUCAACUCACCUACUCCGGAAAAGGUAUGUGAGCUUUUUUUGGGAAACGCAGGAACUGCUAUGCGUCCUCUAGCAGCUGCCUUGUGUAUGGGCAAAGGAAAGUUUUUGCUGGACGGAGUUUCCCGUAUGCGAGAACGUCCGAUCGCAGAUUUGGUUGAUGGACUCAAACAGUUGGGAGCAGAUGUGUCCUGUGUUGAAGAAUCAGGAUGCCCUCCGGUCACAAUCAAUGCAAAUGGUUUGCAGGGUGGAUGCGCCUCCAUUAGUGGAAAGAUGUCUUCGCAAUUCCUUUCAUCGUUGCUGAUGGCUGCUCCAUUAGUCGACGGUGACAUCAACAUUUCCAUCAAAGACGAGCUCAUUUCUGCUCCAUACGUUGCUCUUACCAUUGGUUUGAUGAAGAAAUUCGGUGUCAACGUUGAUAUUGAGGGGGAUAUGGACGGUGCCCCUUCCUUCAAGAUUGCUUCCUCCGAAAAAUAUAUCAGCCCAAAGUCUAUCUUGGUUGAAGGUGAUGCAAGCUCAGCAAGUUACUUUGUGGCAGGCGCUGCGAUAACGGGUGGAACUGUGACCGUCCGCGGAUGUGGAUCCGAGAGUGUACAAGGUGAUGUUGCGUUUGCCAAUGUUAUGGAACAGAUGGGCGCUACGAUCACCUGGGCUCCGGAAAGCAUCACCGUCACACGAGACCCGUCUGUGAAGCUCAAGGGCGUCGAUGUGGACUGCGGAAAGAUUCCAGAUGCUGCCAUGACUUUGGCUGUAGCAGCUCUCUUUGCAGAAGGGCCCACAACGAUUCGGAAUGUUUAUUCAUGGCGACUGAAGGAAACAGAGCGAAUGAAAGCGAUUGUGGCCGAAUGUACCAAGCUUGGGGCAAUCGUGGAAGAGUUUGAAGACUAUUGUAUAAUUCACCCUCCAAAGGACAACAUUAUCAACGAUAACGUACUGAUUGAGACGUACGACGAUCACCGAAUGGCUAUGACGUUCAGUCUGGUGGCGUGUGGGGGUGUGAGCGUCAUCAUUAAUGAUCCCGGCUGCACGGGGAAAACAUUUCCAACAUAUUUCGAGAUGUUAGAAAGUAUCUCAUCUCACUAA